Molecule: messenger RNA, 1253 nt
Organism: Moneuplotes crassus
Lineage: Eukaryota; Ciliophora; Spirotrichea; Euplotida; Euplotidae
Source: the annotation of a GenBank genome assembly
AUGUGGGUUCUUACUCUGAUAUGUUUAUAGCUAACUCCAGUAAUGAUAGGGAUAAAAGAGACUCUGAUAUAGUCUCCAUUAACAACUCUAGUGGGCAGAACGUAUUGAGACGUAGGAAAGCAACUGAGAUACAUAGAGAGUUAUAAAUUCACCAUCUUGACACAAGGAAUCUUCAUUCACACACCACGAUGAUGAGUUUGAGUGCCUCAACACUGAUAGAAAGGAGCAAGGAUGGUUUGAACUUGGCAUUCAGAAUAAAACAAGUGAAGAAAUAGAACAAAAACUUUAUUUUGUGCUCGACCGAGUUGAAACUUACAUACAUUCUUUAAUCGAAGGAGUUAAAAUACUGAGUCUUAAGGUGUGAUGUCAAGAGAGUUUAACACAAUGCUAACAAAAGCUAAGAAUAUGACCUCUAACUUUUACCAUACGGUGACAAAAUAUAUUGAGGAGGUCCAGGAGAGUGUUAAUGAUAGAUAUCAAAGUAUGAGAAUGGUGACUCUUCAAUCAAUUAGUAACAAAUUAUCAGUCUUGUUUCAUGAGAUUGUCCAAGAGCAGAACUCAGGACAGAUUCCUGAUAUUACCUUCUCAUCCUAUUUUGAGUCUCCAAGAGAGAUAUUGCACGAUAUAUCUAGGAUACCUCUUUAUAUCCACAUGUUAUCAGCAAUAUGAUGACUUGCAUGUAGUGCUGUAUUUCACUUAUUCUUCGUACACUCCUCAAAAAUCUCAGAUAUCUUAUCCAGACUGGACUACGCUGGUAUUUCUUUCCAGAUUGGCAGCUCUUGUGUACCUCCAGUUUAUUAUUCUUUAUAUUACCCACAGUAUGAUCUUCUGAGAUCUGCAUAUUUGCUUGUCAUAUUCAUCGGAUGUUCAGGAGUUUUUACAGUGACAAUGAUUCCCAAGUUCAACACUCCUAACUACAGAUCUUUCAGAGCAAUUUUGUUUGUACUGCUAGGAUUGGCUUCUGCUUUUCCAAUGGCUCAAUUCAUUUUCUUCAGAGAUCCAUUGACUAUGCCAGCAUUCCCAACAAACUACUGGGGUCUUGGAGGUGACACGUAUAUUUUUGGCACUUACGUAUAUGCGAUUAGAUUCCCAGAAAGAUGGUACCCUGGUAAGUUUGACAUGUGUGGACACUCCCAUAAUCUUUGGCAUUGCUUUGUCCUCUUAGCAGCAAUCGUUCAUUACUAUGGUAGCCUAGAGGUGUACCAUUUGAGAAGACAUUAUGAAUGCCCAGCUUAAGUUUUACAUCAUCAUUU